Molecule: messenger RNA, 1065 nt
Organism: Balaenoptera ricei (Rice's whale)
Lineage: Eukaryota; Metazoa; Chordata; Mammalia; Artiodactyla; Balaenopteridae
Gene: CLVS1
Product: clavesin 1
Exons: 5
Coding region: 1-1065 (354 amino acids)
Cellular component (GO): membrane
Molecular function (GO): phosphatidylinositol bisphosphate binding
Source: RefSeq, a predicted model, not a curated record
AUGGGACCAGUCUCUUUUCUUCCCAAAUAUCAGAAAUUAAGCACUUGGAAAGGACAUUUGGCCAAGAUGACCCAUUUACAGGCUGGACUCAGCCCAGAGACUAUAGAGAAAGCUCGCCUAGAACUGAAUGAAAACCCAGAUGUUUUGCACCAGGAUAUUCAGCAAGUCAGGGACAUGAUCAUCACCAGGCCUGACAUUGGAUUUUUACGCACAGAUGAUGCCUUCAUCCUGAGAUUUCUCCGAGCCAGGAAGUUUCACCAAGCAGAUGCCUUUAGACUCCUGGCCCAGUACUUCCAGUACCGCCAGCUAAACCUGGACAUGUUCAAAAACUUCAAGGCUGAUGAUCCUGGCAUCAAGAGGGCCCUCAUCGAUGGGUUCCCUGGAGUGCUGGAAAACCGCGAUCACUAUGGCAGGAAGAUUCUUCUGCUGUUUGCAGCCAAUUGGGAUCAGAGUAGGAACUCCUUCACAGACAUCCUCCGGGCCAUCCUGCUGUCAUUGGAAGUCCUUAUUGAAGAUCCGGAGCUUCAGAUAAAUGGUUUCAUUUUAAUUAUAGACUGGAGUAAUUUUUCCUUCAAACAAGCCUCCAAACUGACACCAUCAAUCCUCAAACUGGCCAUUGAAGGGUUGCAGGACAGCUUUCCUGCCCGCUUCGGAGGAGUCCAUUUUGUCAACCAGCCCUGGUACAUUCAUGCCCUGUACACACUCAUCAAGCCAUUCCUUAAAGACAAGACCAGGAAACGGAUUUUCCUGCACGGAAACAACUUAAACAGCCUCCACCAGCUAAUACACCCUGAAUUUUUGCCGUCUGAAUUUGGAGGAACCCUUCCUCCUUAUGACAUGGGAACUUGGGCCCGGACGUUACUCGGUCCUGACUACAGCGAUGAAAAUGACUACACUCACACCUCCUAUAAUGCAAUGCACGUGAGACACACGUCCUCCAACCUGGAGAGGGAGUGCUCACCCAAGCCGAUGAAGAGAUCUCAGUCUGUGGUAGAAGCUGGGACCCUGAAACACGAGGACAAGGGAGAGAAUGAGAACACUCAGCCACUCCUGGCUCUGGACUGA